CCCCGGCCACGUCGCGCGUCGCGCGCCGCGCAUGCCUGGAGCAAGUGAGGAGGGAUGGCCGAGCGUGCCGGCCCCACGGCUCCGCUCUGCUCCGAGCAGUUCGGCUCCCGGGCGGCCCGAGGCUGCUGCGCCGCUGCGGACGGGCGCCUGCAGUGGGAGGCCUGGGGGGGGCUCUCCGGGGCCUUUGAAGUGAAGCCCGAAGGGCGAGAUGGGGGCGCAGGGGGUCCGCCGGGGCCCGCCUCACCGCUGGCCUCCCGGCUGCUGACCGUCUUCCUGCCCCAGGGCUUCCCGGAGAGCGUCAGCCCGGACUACCUGCCCUACCAGCUGUGGGAUUCCGUGCAGGCCUUCGCCUCCAGUCUCUCGGGCUCCCUGGCCACCCACGCGGUCCUCCUGGGCAUCGGGGUGGGGGACGCGCAAGCCUCCGUUUCCGCUGCCACAGCCACCUGGCUGGUGAAAGACUCAAUGGGCAUGCUGGGCCGCAUCGUCUUUGCCUGGUGGAAGGGGAGCAAGCUGGACUGUAAUGCCAAGCAGUGGAGGCUUUUUGCCGACAUCCUCAACGACGCAGCCAUGUUCCUGGAGAUUAUGGCGCCCAUGUACCCGAUCAGUUUCACUGUGAUCAUUUGCAUCAGCAACCUGGCCAAGUGCAUUGUGAGCGUGGCUGGCGGGGCCACUCGGGCUGCACUGACCAUGCACCAGGCCCGGAGAAACAACAUGGCCGACGUGUCAGCCAAGGACAGCAGCCAGGAGACGCUGGUGAACCUGGCAGGGCUCCUCAUUAGCCUCUUGUUGCUUCCCCUGGUGUCGGAUUGCCCCAGCUUCAGCCUCGGCUGUUUCUUCCUCCUCACUGCCCUCCACAUCUACGCCAACUACCGGGCAGUCCGAGCCCUUGUUAUAGAGACCUUGAAUGAAGGCCGGCUCUGGCUGGUUCUGAAGCACUUCCUUCAGAGGGGGGAGGUACUAGACCCCACUUCAGCCAAUCAGAUGGAGCCACUGUGGACAGGUUUCUGGCAGUGUCUGUCUCUCUCCCUGGGGGUCCCCCUACAUCGCUUGAUCUCCAGUGUCUCUGAGCUGCAGCAGCUGGUGGACGGGCACCAAGAACCCUACCUUCUCCAUUGGGACCAGCCGCAAAACCAGGUGCAGGUGGUUCUGAGCCACAAGGCUGGCCCUGAGACCGUCCUGAGGGCAGCCACACACGGGCUGGUGCUUGGAGCCCUGCAGGGAGAGGGGCCGCUCCCAGCAGAGCUGGAGAAACUGAGGCACCGAGUACGAGCAGGUCCUGAGAAAGAGAGCUGGGUCGUCGUCAAGGAGACACACCAAGUGUUGGACAAGCUAUUCCCAAAGUUCUUGAAAGGACUGCAGGACGCGGGCUGGAAGACUGAGAAGCACCAGCUGGAAGUGGAUGAGUGGAGGGCCACGUGGCUCCCAUCUCCAGAGAAGAAGGUCUUGUGAGCAGCUGACGGAGGCCAGG
Messenger RNA from Rhinolophus ferrumequinum (greater horseshoe bat), 1468 nucleotides. It is a transcript of the gene RUSF1, whose product is annotated as RUS family member 1. The record is from RefSeq and is a predicted model, not a curated record. The transcript is spliced from 13 exons. Bases 55 to 1449 code for a protein of 464 amino acids. Lineage: Eukaryota; Metazoa; Chordata; Mammalia; Chiroptera; Rhinolophidae.